GUGGAGGCCAGUGGAGGGAUUGGCAGAGAGGGGUGGAGGACACUGAGUGGAGGCAUUGGCAGAGAGGGGUGGAGGACACUGAGUGGAGGCCAGUGGAGGGAUUGGCAGAGAGGGGUGGAGGACACUGAGUGGAGGCCAGUGGAGGGAUUGGCAGAGAGAGGUGGAAGAUUCGGAACGGUUUGUAAGGUGGAGUCAUUAGUACAGUGACAGUGUAUAGUAUCUGCACUGA
This is a messenger RNA of Staurois parvus, 229 nucleotides long. NCBI's taxonomy places the organism in Eukaryota, Metazoa, Chordata, Amphibia, Anura, Ranidae. The record is from the annotation of a GenBank genome assembly.